AUGGCGUCCGCACUCCUCCGCAGCUUCUUCUCCCCCGCCGCCGCCCUCACAGCCAAGCUCCCCUCGGCAUCAAUAUCGCCCAUCUCCAGACUCCAAACAGCAACAGCCUCACCACUCCUCUUCUCCUCGCCGCUCCUGCGCGCAUUCUCGACGACCCCCGCGCCGCAGGCCACGCUCAACCAGGUCCUGCGCGGCAUUCGAAAGGGCAAGCGGGCGCGCCACGCCGUUUCGCCUGCGCUGUCCAACACCCAUUGUCCUGCUCUCAAGGGCGUGUGUCUCCGUGUCGGUGUUGUGCGGCCCAAGAAGCCCAAUUCUGGUGAGCGCAAGACGGCGCGUGUCAAGUUGUCUUCGGGGGCUGUCGUGACGGCGUAUAUCCCUGGUGAGGGACACAAUAUCCAGCAGCACAGCGUGGUGCUUGUGAGGGGUGGUAGAGCGCAGGAUUGCCCUGGUGUGCGGUAUCAUUUAGUCAGAGGAGCGUUAGAUCUGGGUGGUGUUGCGAGCAGGACAACGAGCAGGAGUAAAUAUGGUACUAAGAAGCCUAAGAAGGCUACCGUUGGCUAA
Molecule: messenger RNA, 561 nt
Organism: Trichoderma virens Gv29-8
Lineage: Eukaryota; Fungi; Ascomycota; Sordariomycetes; Hypocreales; Hypocreaceae
Exons: 2
Coding region: 1-561 (186 amino acids)
Biological process (GO): translation
Cellular component (GO): small ribosomal subunit; ribosome
Molecular function (GO): structural constituent of ribosome
Source: RefSeq, a predicted model, not a curated record